AUGCCGCCUCGAUCCUCCUUGACAUCGUCCUUCUCCGUCUCGGAUGCCAACAACGAGGUUGUGUGUCCAUUGCGAAAUCAAGAUGGCUCCAGCUGUCGCAAACGUUGCCUCGGCGAAAAGCGGUAUCGAUCGAUGCAAGAGCAUAUCCGAAGAGCUCACCCAGAACAUUACAUCUCCAAGCUUCCUGCAACGGAGGAGAGCUUCCAGCUCAUGAUAAAUACCCCGCCAUCUGAACGACCGCCUCCACCUACAACCUCAAGCUAUGGGAACGACCGACACAGCUACUACCGCGAAGGUUCGAGUACGCCGGGCACUCCCAGGAACCUGGAUGAUCUCCAUUCAGGUAAUCUGCUGCCAGCCGCUAGCGCCGCAGCAGCGCUGGCACAACUACACAACCACAAACUUGAGGUGGAUUGGGAGUCGGAAGGGGACUGGAUGUCCGAUACCGAGGCACACAAACAAGCAAUGCGAUCCUCGAUAGAGCUUCCUCCUCUGCAUUCCAACAACCUCGAUCCUACAAGCGAGCCGUUUUCACAUCUCAACGCUGUCAGACGUCGAGAACUUCUUCCCUCUAUCCUUUCUACUUCUCCACCUGGUCGAUCCUCUACUUUACCUCCAAUUCAAAGAAAUCCUGGGCCCAAUCGUCCACGCAAGCAAUCGGUAUCAAAACGUGCACGAGAACCGCAGCACAAGCGGCAAAAGUCACGCGGAGAGAACGCCCAUCUAAGGCGAAUGAGUUAUGAUCGUAAAGCUUAUUCUGCUGAGCCUUCCAGCGGACUUUCAGCAGCAUAUGGUAAACGAUGGGAGGACCUGAUCGACGCAGCUACUUCCGCAACUGAAGAUGCUGAUGAAGAUAGAACACCUGUACCGCCAUCUCCAAUAUCAGUCAACAGAGCAUCGUUACCUCCAUUUUCUGCCUCCCACUUUCAAGGAUAUCAAGCUUCACCCCUCCAACAAGCACUCACCCCACCUACAUAUCUACCCGAGGCCCCUGAACCUUUCCCUUCAGUGGAAAGCGGUGAAAGUGGAGAGAACUUCCACAUCGAAUCCCGAGGUCUUUCAGACUCCUCCCCUAGCUUCUCUUCACAAAGUAUACAAAUAUAUUGCGCGGCCUGCCAGGGCAUUUCGCUUCUGAAAGAAUCAUAUGCGUGUACGGAAUGCAUAUGCGGAAUUUGCCAAGCUUGCGUGGACGUUUUAAUGGCAGAGCAAGGAGCGAGGAGGAAGUGUCCUAGGUGCGCUACAAUCGGCGGGCGCUUUAAACCGUUUCAGUUGGAUAUCAGAUAA
Hyaloscypha bicolor E is the source of this 1284-nucleotide messenger RNA. RefSeq lists its product as uncharacterized. The record is from RefSeq and is a predicted model, not a curated record. Lineage: Eukaryota; Fungi; Ascomycota; Leotiomycetes; Helotiales; Hyaloscyphaceae. The transcript has 5 exons. Bases 1 to 1284 code for a protein of 427 amino acids.